Fusarium venenatum is the source of this 1038-nucleotide messenger RNA. RefSeq lists its product as uncharacterized. The record is from RefSeq and is a predicted model, not a curated record. Lineage: Eukaryota; Fungi; Ascomycota; Sordariomycetes; Hypocreales; Nectriaceae.
AUGAAGCUCUUCACUACCUUCGCUACAGUCCUCGGUCUAGCUGGUCUAGUCCAGGCUCACAUGGAGAUGACUUAUCCUCCACCUUACAAGAGCAAGAAGAAUCCCUACGCCAACGGGGACAUUGACUACAGCAUGACUUCUCCUCUGUCACCGAGCGGAGCCAACUUUCCUUGCAAGGGAUACAAUUCUCUUUUCGGUACCGCAGCUGGUGCACCUACCGCUACCUGGACCGCUGGCAAAUCUUACAGUAUUGAGAUUCAAGGCGGCGCAGACCACGCUGGCGGAAGCUGUCAGGCCUCACUCUCUUUCAAUGGUGGACGCAACUGGGUCGCCAUCCAGUCCUGGAUCGGCAACUGUCCUGUUGCACCUUUAUCCACGUUUAAAUUCACUCUUCCUAUUGAUACGCCCGCAGGCAACGCUAUUUUUGCAUGGACGUGGUUCAACAAGAUCGGUAACCGCGAAAUGUACAUGAACUGCGCAACUAUCACCGUUAAAGCUCGCAGCGGCACCCCCAAGACACCUAUGAGUAAGCGCCCUGCCAUGUUCAUCGCCAACGUCGGGAACGGAUGCGGCACGAGGGAGGGCGUUGACCUUAUGUUUCCCAACCCCGGCCCCGACGUCUCUGUGGGCUCGAGCAACACUGGUCCGCCGGUCGGUCAGUGCCCAGCUGGUUCUGGAGUUGCUGUCCCACCUAAGCAGACUACUACUACUACUACUAAGCCCCCUACUAAGACCACCAAAGCACCCGGUGGCGUAUUUAUCACUGUCCCUACUCCUACUACCACCAAGAAGACCACUCUGAAGUCAACAACUCGCACAACAAAGACGACAGUCAUUCCUCCUGCGCCAACCAAGCCUGCACGCGGUCUGAUCACUCCUGGAACUCCGUGUACACCUGAGGGAUAUUGGAACUGCGUCAAAGCCGGUGACGCCUUCCAGCGAUGUGCUUCUGGUGUAUGGUCUGUCAGUAUGGCUGUCGCACCUGGUACAAGAUGUGUUCCGGGACAGAGUAUGGAAUUCACGAUUGAGUAUGCAUGA